Messenger RNA from Dermatophagoides pteronyssinus (European house dust mite), 673 nucleotides. RefSeq names its product stromal cell-derived factor 2. Lineage: Eukaryota; Metazoa; Arthropoda; Arachnida; Sarcoptiformes; Pyroglyphidae. The record is from RefSeq and is a predicted model, not a curated record.
GAUAAUCAUUACAUGUUUGAAUAUUUUUCUACUAAUAAAUUAUUCAAAUUCAAUAGUUCAAGCAUCGACAACAACAGUUACAUGUGGUUCGGUAUUAAAAUUAAUGAAUGUAAAUUCAGGUAUACGUCUACAUUCACAUGAUAUAAAAUAUGGUUCAGGUAGUGGACAACAAUCAGUUACCGGUACUGAUAAACAAGAAGAUGUUAAUAGUUAUUGGCAAAUUGGACCAAAAACCGAUGAACAAUGUGAACGUGGACAACCAAUUAAAUGUGGUUCAAUAAUACGUAUUCAACAUUUACAAACGAAAAAAAAUCUACAUUCACAUCAUUUUCCAUCACCAUUAUCACAUAAUCAAGAAGUUAGUGCAUUUGGUCAAAAUGGUGAUGGUGAUACUGGUGAUAAUUGGCAAAUAUUAUGUGGUGGUUCAAAUUGGGAAAUGAAUUCAAAUGUACGUUUUAAACAUGUUGAUACGGAAAUGUUUCUAUCAUCAUCUGGUCAUGUUUAUGGCCGACCAAUACAAGGACAAAUGGAAAUUAUUGCAAGUAGUUAUUCCGAUUCAUCGGCUUAUUGGAUUGCAAAAGAAGGUAUUUUUGUUAAACCAAAUGAUAAUGAUAAUAAAUUUAUUGGUGGUGGUGGUGGUAGCCACGAUGAAUUAUGAAAAUUUAUAAAAAUU